Messenger RNA from Vigna unguiculata (cowpea), 1254 nucleotides. RefSeq names its product S-adenosyl-L-methionine-dependent methyltransferases superfamily protein. Gene Ontology annotation, molecular function: methyltransferase activity. The record is from RefSeq and is a predicted model, not a curated record. Lineage: Eukaryota; Viridiplantae; Streptophyta; Magnoliopsida; Fabales; Fabaceae.
CCAUAGAUGAAUGCAAUGGCAGAGUUCUUCACAAUGGAUCAUCAAUCACACCAAAUUUUUGGAGAUGACAAAGUGAAAAUGGUGAUCAACACAUUACCACCAAAUGGGGGAAGUGGCACAUUCAGCUACUCCAAAAAUUCCUACUUUCAGAAACGAAGUUCAAGUGUUGAAGAGAGUAAGAUUGAAGAAGAAAUCCAGAAGAAGCUGGAUGUGAAAAAGCUAGCUUCUGCUUCAAACAUGAUUAUUCGUGUGGCGGAUUUUGGGUGUGCGACUGGUCCAAACACCUUCGUGAAUGCACACAAGGUGCUUGAAGCAAUGAAACACAAGCACAAAAGCCAGUGUCCAAACACCGAAACAAACCCAGAAUUUCAUGUCUUCUUCAACGAUCUACCAUCCAACGAUUUCAACACCCUUUUCACCUCUUUGCCUCAAGAUAGAAACUUUUUUGCAUGUGGGGUUCCUGGUUCUUUCUACAAUCGCUUGUUCCCUCAAUCAUCCAUUCAUUUUGCAUAUUCAACUUACGCCCUGCACUUUCUUUCAAAGUCACCUGAAGUCGUGCAAGAGUUGAACGACCCUGCAUGGAACAAAGGUAGAAUUCACUACACAAGUGCUUCCGAGGAAGUGGUUGAUGCAUAUGCAACUCAAUUUGCUAGGGAUGCAGGGAACUUCUUGGAUGCUAGGGCUGUGGAACUUGUGCCAGGUGGCAUGUUGGUCAUAGUCAUGCAAGGUGUUCCCAAUGGCAUGCCUUAUUCUCACAUCAUCAAUGGUAUGUUGUUUGAUUGUAUGGGAUCUAUCCUCAUGGAGCUUUCCAAGGAGGGGCUAUUUGAUGAGUCUGAAGUUGAUUCCUUCAAUUUUCCUUACUAUGCACCAAGUCCAGAGGAGAUGAGAAAGGUUAUAGAAAAGAAUGGAAGGUUUAGCAUUGAAAGAAUGGAGCUAACAGAUCCAGCACCAUGGUUAAAGAGCAUGGAGCAGGUAAUACCUGAAUGGAUACUUCAUGUUAGGGCUGCAAUGGAACCAAUUUUCAUCACACAAUUUGGGAAUCAAGCCACACAUCAAAUGUUUCAACGCCUAACCAAACAACUGUUAGAUAAACGUCAUCUGCUCCAAACAAAAUACAGGGACAAAAUUCAACUUUUUCUUGUUUUAAAGAAAAAUUGAACUAUCUUUUAGGUUGUGCAUGCUUCAUUCAAUCUUGCUUUUAUCGAAUUCGAAUUAUCUACUCAUUUUUCUGUGUUAUUUUUCAGUUGUAUUUUC